This is a messenger RNA of Drosophila montana, 3422 nucleotides long. It is a transcript of the gene clumsy, whose product is annotated as clumsy. Gene Ontology annotation, biological process: monoatomic ion transport; synaptic transmission, glutamatergic; modulation of chemical synaptic transmission. Gene Ontology annotation, molecular function: transmitter-gated monoatomic ion channel activity involved in regulation of postsynaptic membrane potential; glutamate receptor activity. Lineage: Eukaryota; Metazoa; Arthropoda; Insecta; Diptera; Drosophilidae. Gene Ontology annotation, cellular component: postsynaptic density membrane; plasma membrane. The transcript has 12 exons. The record is from RefSeq and is a predicted model, not a curated record. The coding region runs from base 98 to 3112 and encodes 1004 amino acids.
AGUUGCAUUCUGUGGCAUUUUCUUAGCCAGUUUUACAUCAUCAGUAGGAGAAAAAUCAACUUAAAAUGUGCCAUUAAAAUGCCCAAAUACCAAUAAAAUGUGGUUAAAAUAUUAUACAUAUGUGCUGCUGCUGCACUGGGCCACAGCCAGGGAGCAGUUUAUGGUGGGCAGCAUUUUCACAUCGGAUAAGGAUGAGGCGGAAAUAGCUUUUCGCACCGCUGUGGAUCGGGCAAAUAUUUUGGAACGCAAUAUAGAGCUAGUGCCAAUUGUGGUCUACGCCAAUACAGAGGACAGCUUCAUAAUGGAGAAAACGGUUUGUAAUCUGAUUUCGCAGGGUGUUAUUGCCAUAUUCGGACCCAGCACGGGCAGCAGUUCAGAUAUUAUUGCCUCGAUUUGCCACACUUUGGAUAUACCACACAUUGUGUACGACUGGCAGCCACAUAAUCAGCAAUACGAACUCUCCUCGAUGACGCUCAAUGUGCAUCCCGAUAAUUUGAUACUGGCGCGCGGAUUUGCCGAAAUCGUGCAAAGUUUCGGCUGGCGCAGCUAUACAAUUAUCUAUGAAUCGGAGAAGGAGCUGCAACAGCUGCAGGAUGUAUUACAAAUUGGUGAUCCGAGCAGUAAUCCGACUACGAUUAGACAGCUGGGCCCAGACGACGAUCAUAGACCAUUUCUAAAGGAAAUUAAAUUGUCCACCGACAAUUGUCUGAUAUUGCACUGUGGACCGGAAAAUCUAUUGAGAAUUUUGGAGCAAGCCAACGAGCUUAAAAUGCUGGGCGAAUAUCAGAGCGUUUUUAUACCCAUGCUGGAUACGCACACAUUGGAACUGGGUGACAUUUUGAACGUGGAGGCAAACAUUACAACAGUUCGCCUGAUGGAUCCAACAGACUAUCACAUCAAGAACGUCGUUCAUGACUGGGAGGAGCGUGAGAAACGUGAAGGACGCUAUUUUAAAGUUCAGCCGACACAGGUAAAGACGCAGAUGAUAUUGGUUAACGAUGCCGUCUGGCUCUUCUCCAAAGGCCUCACCGAGCUGGGCAUUAUGGAGGAGCUGACUGCACCGGAAGUUGAGUGCAAACGCAGGAAGCCCUGGCCACAUGGCAGGCGCAUCAUUGAGUUUAUGAAAGCGCGCUCCGAGGAGGUCGCCACAGGUCGCAUAGAUUUCAACGAAUAUGGACAGCGCAGUUACUUCAGUCUGCGCUUCAUGGAGAUCGAUGUAGGUGGCUUCCUGGAUCUGGCCACCUGGGAUCCGGUCAAUGGUUUGGACAUGCUCAACGAUGACGAAGAGAGCGAGAAGCGUGUGGGCCAAAAGUUAUCGAACAAAACAUUCAUAAUCUCCUCGCGCAUUGGAGCACCCUUCCUGACGAUGCGGGAGCCCGAAGAGGGCGAAAUAUUGCUGGGCAAUGCCCGCUACGAGGGUUACUCCAUGGAUUUGAUUGACAAUAUUGCACGCAUGCUAAAUUUCAAAUAUGAGUUCCGCAUGGCGCCAGAUGGCAAAUAUGGUAGCGUGAACAAAGCCACCCAAACAUGGGAUGGUAUCGUGAGACAGCUGAUCGAUGGGAACGCGGAUCUGGGCAUAUGUGAUCUGACCAUGACUUCAUCCCGGCGUCAGGCGGUAGACUUUACGCCGCCAUUCAUGAAUCUGGGCAUAAGUAUUUUAUUCUCAAAGCCACCAAUACCACCAACAGAUUUAUUCUCGUUUCUAUCGCCCUUCUCGCUGGAUGUUUGGAUCUAUAUGGGCUCUGCGUAUCUCUUUAUAUCGUUAUUGCUCUUCGCGUUGGCCCGCAUGGCGCCGGAUGACUGGGAGAAUCCGCAUCCCUGCAAGGAGCCGGAGGAGGUAGAGAAUAUAUGGUUUCUGAGCAAUACAAUGUGGCUGUCCAUAGGCUCCCUUAUGGGUCAGGGUUGCGAUAUAUUGCCCAAGGCCGCCUCAACGCGCCUUGUGACUGGAAUGUGGUGGUUCUUUGCCCUCAUGAUGUUGAACUCCUACACAGCCAACUUGGCCGCUUUCUUGACCAACUCCCGCCAAGCCAGCUCGAUCAGCAAUGCCGAAGAUCUGGCUGCCCAGAACAAGAUCAAAUACGGCGCCUUAUUAGGCGGCUCUACAAUGGGCUUCUUCAGGGAUUCCAAUUUCAGCACAUACCAACGCAUGUGGACGGCCAUGGAAAGUGCGAGUCCAUCAGUUUUUACGAAAACCAACGACGAGGGCGUGGAGCGUGUGCAGAAAGGAAAAAACCGGUAUGCUUUCCUAAUGGAGUCCACCACACUGGAGUACAAUGUGGAGCGUAAGUGUGACUUAAUGCAAAUUGGCGGCUGGCUGGACUACAAGAGUUAUGGCAUUGCGAUGCCAUUUAAUUCGCCCUACCGCAAGCAGAUCAGUGGCGCUGUCUUGAAGCUGGGUGAGCUGGGAGUGCUGUCUGAGCUGAAGAGAAAGUGGUGGAAGGAGAUGCAUGGUGGCGGCAGCUGUGGAGGCGACGAGGAAGGGAACGCUGAUACGCCGGAGCUCGGCUUGGAGAAUGUCGGCGGUGUGUUUCUGGUGUUGGGCUUGGGCCUGAUGGCGGCCAUGGUGCUGGGCCUCACGGAGUUUAUGUGGAACGUCAAAACUGUGGCCAUCGAGGAGAAGAUCUCGCUUAAGGAGGCACUCAAGGCGGAGGUGAUGUUUGCGUUAUGCAUCUGGAUUACCACCAAACCGGUGCACGCCAGCGUCGGCUCCAGCAGCUCAUCCUCUACGUCCUCAAGCUCGUCAUCAAAAUCCAAGUCGCAUUCAACGCGUUCCAAGCAUUCGUCCAAGUCUUUGGGCGUAUCCAGCAAGAGUGUAAAGAGCGCCGGUGAUCAUGAUGCGGAGUCCUCCGUUCACAGUAGGCUUAAGAAGAUUGGAUCUAUGUUUUCGCUUAAAUCUCAAAAGGCCUCAACGCCGCCCAUUGAAAUUGGUUGGAAAUCUGAUAAAUCGACACAAAUGAGUAUUGAACCGACACCGCCGGCGGAGGAGGAGGAGGAACAUCCACCAGAACGACGCCAUCCUCAUCAUCAUCAUCAUCACCAUCAUCAUCAACGUCACCCAGAACAGGAGCCAACUUUGGAUCAGCGAGCUAGCAAAUUGAGCAACGGAGUUUGAACAGUCCUUAACUAACUUUAGAAAGAGUUUUUAGACCAUUUGGUUAUUUUGUUAAUGGAGUUUCUCAAUAAUUAUAUAAUACAAUAAUCAUAUUAUUUAAUUCGCUUCUCAAAUAGGAAAAUUUAAGCUUGUAUAAUAUCAAAAAUUACCAAAAAUGCAUUUACAAAUCAUUUUUAAUUAUAAAAAAACUCCAGAUUUAUAAACAAAACAAUUAAAAGGCCUAAAAACUGUUUGGAACUCAGCAAAAACCUAUCCUAUAAAGUAUUAUGAAUUUCUAACAAUAUGAUUGUUUUUAUUAUAGUCCCCAUUG